This is a messenger RNA of Pan troglodytes (chimpanzee), 864 nucleotides long. RefSeq names its product host cell factor C1 regulator 1 (gene HCFC1R1). Bases 1 to 462 code for a protein of 153 amino acids. Lineage: Eukaryota; Metazoa; Chordata; Mammalia; Primates; Hominidae. The record is from RefSeq and is a predicted model, not a curated record. The transcript has 2 exons.
AUGGGACUGGGGCUGCGGCUCAGGGUCGAGACUUCCGAGGUACCCUGCUGGAUGGUCCAGGAGAGCGGGGACCGGCACCAGCUGAGACAGGAAUGGGCUUGGGGCUCCUGGCUGAUGCUGCAGGCUUGGGCGGGCAGAUCCUUGGGAAGGGGCCAAGAGGGUGGGGUGCACCAGGCUCUCUUUUUUUCCCAGCUCCCCUCUCCGAGGAGCUGUGCCCAUGAGCACCAAGCGGCGCCUGGAGGAGGAGCAGUGAGUUUGGGGGCAGGGAGGAACUCCCAACAAGAUCUCUGUCACCUCUGGUCCCCAACAGGCUGCCUCCUGUGUCAGUAUCCCAGCCUGCCUCUCUCCCAUCUCUCCCCAGGGAGCCUCUGCGCAAGCAGUUUCUGUCUGAGGAGAACAUGGCCACCCACUUCUCUCAACUCAGCCUGCACAAUGACCACCCCUACUGCAGCCCCCCCAUGACCUUCUCCCCAGCCCUGCCCCCACUCAGGAGCCCUUGCUCUGAGCUGCUUCUCUGGCGCUAUCCUGGCAGCCUCAUCCCUGAGGCCCUCCGUCUGCUGAGGCUGGGGGACACCCCCAGUCCCCCCUACCCUGCAACCCCAGCUGGGGACAUAAUGGAGCUCUGAGUGCUGGUGGACAGUGCCCCUCCCACCUUCCUUCUUCCCCACAACAGAAGAGACCAGCGACUCCCGCAAAGGGACAAGGUUCCUCCCUCUCCUGCAGAGUAGGCAUCUGGGCACCAAGACCUUCCCUCAACAGAGGACACUGAGCCCAACGGAGUUCUGGGAUGGGAGGGGUGGGAGCAUGGGAAGGGAGGCAUCCCACCCCCAAGAAGAACUGAAUAAAGAUUGCUGAGCAAAGGAA